Didymella exigua CBS 183.55 is the source of this 2370-nucleotide messenger RNA. RefSeq lists its product as uncharacterized. The transcript has 2 exons. Bases 1 to 2370 code for a protein of 789 amino acids. Gene Ontology annotation, molecular function: ferric-chelate reductase activity. Gene Ontology annotation, cellular component: plasma membrane. Lineage: Eukaryota; Fungi; Ascomycota; Dothideomycetes; Pleosporales; Didymellaceae. The record is from RefSeq and is a predicted model, not a curated record. Gene Ontology annotation, biological process: copper ion import; intracellular iron ion homeostasis; iron ion transport.
AUGUCUGUCACUGAGCACGACUUUGACGAUGUUCGCUAUGAGUAUCAUGUCAAGCACAGAAUUAGUGCCAAUCAAAAUAUAUUUUGGGUCGUUUGGACGUGUAUAUCAGUGUUUGUGCUGUCCAGGUUCGGGCGAAAACUGUUCGCGCUUUGGAGUGGGCAAAGAUCACACACAAAUCGGUCUGGUCUCUCGGCGCUGGACAAACCGUCUGUCUGGAGAAGGACAUUGGCGCACAUCAAUGCCGUCGCGGUACAGCCAUCCCCACAGCUGUUGCAGCGAACUUUCACAGAGCUAUCCACAGGCAAGAUUGCUGCACUUGCCACUUACUUGCUCAUUGGCAUGGUCCUGCUGCUAUCUGUCGAUCCUCCAACCUCUAAAGCACACUUCAUUGACGAUGUAGCAUUCAGAGCGGCAUGGAUCACAGUCACUCAGAUCCCAUUAGUCCUCUUCCUCUCCACCAAAAAUGGACUGAUGAAUAUAUUGGCCAGUAUAUCGUACGAGAGGGUAUUAUACCUGCACAAAUGGGCUGGCCGCAUGAUCUUCGUCUCUGCGACAACACAUGUCGUCAUUAUGAAGUCGUCGAUCUCGCUCGCGGACAUUCUACUAUCUCAAGACACGGGUACUACAGUCGUUCGCUAUGGCAUUGGCUCAUACUUCUUACUCGUUUGGAUAGCUAUCAGUAGCAUAUUACCAGUCAGGAAGUGGAGCUACCGAGCCUUCUACAUCAAUCACUGGACGUGCAUGUUAGCAUUUCUAGUGCUGAUCAUCCAGCACGUGCCAGAGCAUGCAUCAACGCCUAUUUAUAUGGCCUUUGGCUUUGUGGGUUUCGACAAAAUCUCUACGCUCGCGCUGUUCGCUAGGAAUAACAUCUCAGUACGGCCGCUUGGAUCACGUUUGGACAAGUUCCGACGGGGCCCGGGUCGGGCAAUUUUGAUCGCAGGUUACCCGGUAGAGAUGAUGGAACCAUACAAUCUCAACAUCUCGACCGGCAUGGAGGAAUCUGUCACCACUAUUCGCAUCUGUAGUGUACCACUGAAGUGGCAGCCAGGACAGCACAUCAGGCUUUACGCUCCAGCUCUCGGUGCAUUCGAGAUGCAUCCGUUCACACCAGCGAAUUGCUCGAGCAUAGCAGUACCGCCACCCCUGCCACCCAGAAGAAACGAGGAUCUUGAGAGACGAGGAUCAGUGAAUUCUGUGGCAUCUUCGAGACAGUCUAGCGACAUCAUAUUGAUGGUCCGCGCUCGUUCAGGUUUGACUCGGCGAAUCAAAGAGUUCCACACAGAGUGGCUGACGCUCCCAUGUCCCAACACGACCCUAUCUUCCACUACGACAUCACUGACUGCUUAUAUCGAUGGCCCUUACGGUGAUCCUCCGAGCUGGGUGGAUUACGAGAUUCUUGUACUUGUCGUUACUUCGACUGGCGUGUCGUUCGCUUUGUCGAUCCUAGACUACUUCGAGCAGCUGUGCCUAUCAAACGUGUCAGAGCUUAGGACUCGGGCCAUCCGAUUUGUAUGGAUUGUACGACACAUCGACCCUCAAUUCGAAGCAGCCGUUGCAGAGUUGUGCCAACGUUAUGGCACAAUACUCGAGGACUCAGGUGUGCGAAUUGAGACUGAGCUCCACGUCACUUGUGUGGAGGCCGAGCUCAAACCCAGCACUACAGAGAUCGAUCAGUUCGCGCACCUCCGCCCUCAUCAACCGCGAUGUGGCUCUGGCGAUCGAAGCCUCACUAUCCGUAACCCGGACGAAAUCUACGACGAGUGGGAGGAGGAAGAAAGACAGUGGGCGUUGAUGGAGGCACUGGAGGAGAUGAAGAUGAAGCAGGUCGAUCCGUUCGAAGAUGCGAAUGAGAUUAGCUCUGUGUACAGCGGUGAAGAUGGUACCGUGGAAGGCUAUGAAGGCGAAGGCUACGCGAGUUCUGAGAUCGGCACGCUACUCAACGGAGCGAACAAUCAAGAAGACCGCCGACACAGCAAUACCUUUUCUAGCGUGCGAUUGACAGUGGACGAGACUGCAGCCUUGAAUUUGUCACGACCACUGUCGUCGCCAGUGCGCUCUCGACUGCUGCCAGGCCGUCACGAACUUGAGCAAAAGCCUUGCGAAUGCGCUCUUAUCCAGUAUCAGCGUGGGAAGCUCCAGAAACCGGGGCGACCUAUAUUUGACAGGUGUUCAUAUGGCAGGCGACCCGACACUUCUUACAUUAUCACAUCAGCACUAAACAGCGACCAGCACAGCAGAUCCAUAGUCGCAGUAUGUGCGAACAGCGUAGUCUCGAGACAUGCCAGGAAAGCUGUCUCAGAGGCAAAUACUGCCUUUGCGCGGGGACUAAGAGCCACAGAUGUUGAGAUCUUCAUUGAAGAAUUUAGCUAG